This is a messenger RNA of Dipodomys spectabilis (banner-tailed kangaroo rat), 928 nucleotides long. RefSeq names its product C-type lectin domain containing 7A (gene Clec7a). Bases 115 to 846 code for a protein of 243 amino acids. Gene Ontology annotation, biological process: positive regulation of cytokine production involved in inflammatory response; detection of fungus; positive regulation of cell population proliferation. Gene Ontology annotation, cellular component: cell surface. The transcript is spliced from 6 exons. Gene Ontology annotation, molecular function: (1->3)-beta-D-glucan binding; pattern recognition receptor activity. The record is from RefSeq and is a predicted model, not a curated record. NCBI's taxonomy places the organism in Eukaryota, Metazoa, Chordata, Mammalia, Rodentia, Heteromyidae.
CGCAGUGUGGUCACGGCCCGGCCUGCCUCCUGCUCAGCUGCCCAGAUCGGGAGGAGAGGAGGGAAGAGCCCGCGGAGGGGAGCACCCAGGGCCCGGGGAGAACCUUCUAGAAGAAUGGAGCCCCCGCCUCAGGCAGGGGUCUUGGAUGAGGAUGGCUACACUCUGUUAACCUUUCGCCAGAGAGACUUGGAGGGGAAGAGGCAGAAGGCCCCGGAGGAAGGAAAGAAGGCCGCGCCGACUCCUUGGAGACGCGUUGCUGUGACCUUGGGCGUCCUCUUCGGGGUCAUUCUGGUCGUAGCGGUGGUUCUCGGCGUCCUGGUGUUGCAGAGACGGAGUUCAGGGAGCGGCGCGGCGGGCCGCCACGCCUGGCCACCGAGCCAUAAGCCCAGCACCGAGGCGGCGGGGGAAGGCGGCGUGGCCCCCACCCGGGCGGCCAUUCCCACAGGCCUCCCCUCCCAGCCCUGUCCCCGCAGCUGGUCCAGACACGGCGCCAGCUGCUACCGGUUGGUUUGGUCCCUGGAUUCCUGGAACGGAAGCCGGAGACGCUGCUCCCGGCUAGACUCCGCGCUCCUGGCCAUCGAGAGCCCGGAAGAGUUUGAUUUUGUAAGAAGCCAAACAUCUCUCCAUCCUGCCAACGCCUUCUGGCUGGGCCUUUCCCGGCGCGGCGCCCAGGGGCCGUGGCUCUGGGAAGAUGGGUCUGUACUCUCUCCUGACAUAUUUCCUGUCAGAAGCACAGCCACUCAGGAGGGGGCCCCUGACUCCUGUGCCUGGAUCCACGGGUCGGACAUUUACACUCAGUUGUGUCACACGCCCGCAUUUAGUAUCUGCAAGAGGUUGUCUGUGUAAGAGGCCGGAGGAGAUGAAGAGGCGCGAUUGUAAAAAUGGCUCAAAAAACAAAAUAAAACGGAGUGAUUUCUGAGGCCGCAAA